GAUUCGUCACGUGGUUGACGCCCAACAGCCAUUUUUGUAAAACACAAACAACAAGACGACCGAGCGAGACGGGAAAACUCAUUGCGACCGUUGCAGUUGCAAAAUAAAUAGAAUAAAUUCAGCUGAAAUUCACGAUAAGGGUUUAAGUCGGACACAGGCGUGAUCAAACCAACCACGGAGCACGUACGUGCAAAAGGAGCGGUUUCUUUAAACAAGAUCCAACUCUGGAAAUACAGUGGCUGGCUAGUUUAGCCUAGCUGGCCAGCAGGCUCGCUUUGGCACAUCCCGGAGUAGAGGUGUGAGGUGUUGGGAGCCGAGAAGUGAAAUUGUCAUCAGAAUAUUUCAAAAGAGAUUUCCAUAGCAAUAGAUACAGCGUCACAAACUGCCCUGAACGUAUUUUAGCUGUGACUGCUGUCAUUAAUGCUGCCACAAGUUCUUAAUAAAAUAGCGUAUUUUCUCUCUCUCUAGUGUUUUCAAUUUGCUGAAUUGUUUUUUAAAGGUCAGAAAAAAUUGGCACGUUAGUGUGGUGUGCCAUCUUUUGGAGCGCUUUUUCUGGCUUUAUACUCGGCCUUUAUCUCCCUGAAACUGGCAGCUAUUACAGUACUUCUACAGAGUUUAGAAAUACCAAGUCCACCUCAGCACACAGAACCGUCAUAAGGGUUCUGACAGAACCAUCUCAUUCCUUUUCCACAUUUCUUCUGGUUUGCAACAGUCCUGUUCUUUGGACAAGAAACCUUGAGCCCUCUGGACACACAGAAUAUGACUGCUGAGACACUUAACUUCGGUCCAGAAUGGCUCCGUGCACUAUCCAGAGGGAAGAGCGUGACGUCCCCUCCCCCAUCCCCUGCGAUGCCAAAGUCCAAGUUGGCCGACUACCGCUAUGGCCGCGAAGAGAUGUUAGCACUUUAUGUCAAAGAUAACAAGAUUCCUGAGGACAUGCAGGAUAAGGAGUUUGCCCCCAUCCUGCAGGAUGAGCCUCAGCAGCCGUUGGCCCUGGUGCCCCUUACUGAAGAGGAGCAGAGAAACUUCUCAAUGUCUGUGAAUAGCGUGGCGGUGCUGAGGCUUAUGGGUAAAGGAGGAGGGGCUGUACCAACCGGUGUGGCGAGAGGGCGAGGAAGCACUCGAGGAGGCAGAGGAAGAGGCAGAGGAGAGGGUGGAUUCUACCAAAGAAGUGCAGAGGAAGAGGUUGGCUUUGGCCGUGGACGUGAAAUGCACCGCAGCCAGAGCUGGGAUGACAGAGGUGAACGACGCUUUGAGAAGCCCUUAAGGCGAGCUGAUGCUGGACGUGGUGGCUUUGAAGAUAGCGGAGCUGUGGGAAGAAAAGAUUAUACCCGCUCGGACAGCGAUAACUGGCGCAUACUCCGAGAGGAGCAGGAGGAAGAAGAUGAGGCGGAGCCUGGGGGAAGCUGGAGGAUUGCAGGGGCACGGCGCGAUGAUGGGGGUCCUCGUUCAGCCGGUUGGCGGGAUCACAGCAGUGGGGAAGGCCGUCGUAGGAAGUUUGACUUCGACUUCCGAGAUGGAGAGAGUGGACGGAGGAGAGCUGGGAGUGAGGGAGGAGAAGACGACAGGGAUGGCCUGCCUGAGUGGUGCACCGAUGAAGAAGAGGGGGAGAUGGGAACCUUCGACUCUUCUGGAGCAUUCAUGUGCAUCAAGAAAAGCCCCAGAGAUACAAUCCAUGAAGACCAGGAACUGGAAUUUGAGGCUCUGGAGGAAGAAGAAGAGAGUUGUCAGGAGAGAAAGGAUAGCCCUACUGAUAAACCAGAGGAGUGCGAGGUUACACGUCAGGCUGAUGUAAAGCCACCAUCACCGAUUGUUGUAUCUGCUUCCAUACCCCCUCCAGAGCAGGAGACCCCUAAAACUAUAAUCACUCCCCCCUCGAAACCUGCACCCCAGCCUGUUGAAGAUGCACCUUCAGCUGGUGGCAGCACACAGCAAAUGCGGAGGUCCUCCCCUCCCCUGACCAGUAGUACCAACCUCCCGCCAAUGGGAGGAGACACUGAAGAGGAAGAUGGCAUGAAGCACCUUCAGCAGGAGGCAGAAAAGAUGGUGGCAUCCCUACAGGACACAUCUCUCGAAGAUGAAUGUUUCACUCAAGCUCUUCAAGAGAGCCACAUCACUGCGGUGCACGCUCACCCACACCCCACCUCUCACCCACACUCUCACUCCACCCCACACACCCUUUCACACUCCGCCAGCGCCCUGCCCCUCUCCCACGAAUCCGCAAUGAAGUGGUUCUACAAAGACCCUCAAGGAGAGAUUCAAGGCCCAUUCACUAAAGUGGAGAUGUGUGAAUGGUUUCAAGCGGGGUAUUUUGCUAUGAACCUGCUGGUCAAACGUGGUUGUGACGAGGGUUUUCAGCCUCUGGGCGAAGUCAUUAAGAUGUGGGGACGUGUGCCUUUUUCUCCCGGCCCCUCUCCUCCUCCACUUCUGGGAAACAUGGACCAGGAGCUUCUGAAGAAACAGUUAGAGCAAGCUGCCACUGCAGCCCUGUACCAACAACUUCAGAUGAGAUUCCAGCACUUGAACAGGGAGUCUGGAAUAAUGCCUGCUAUGAACAGGUCCAUGUCAGUGCCAGACACCGGACCCUUGUGGGAUAUGCCUACCUCAGUCUCUCAGCAGUCAGGCGGUGAGACCAGUCUGUGGGACUUAACCAUGAGUAACUCCUCUCAGGGUCCAAAUCUUGAACAUUUGCAGAAAAUCCGUGAAGCCGAACUCAGGUUGAAGCGAGAAGAGGAGGAGAGGAAAAGGAGGGAGGAGAAACGCCGGCAGCAAGAGGAACAAAAAAGAAGAGAUGAGGAAGAACUUUAUAGACGAAAACAGUCCCGACAGCAGCAGGAGUUGAUCAUGAAGUUUCUGCAGCAAAGCCAGCAGCAGAGCGUGUCAGGAGGUGCAGGAUGGAGCGGAAGCCAGGGAGGAGCUCUAUCUAUGGGCAAAUCUGCAGGAAAAAACAUUGGACUUCUGGAGCUUGAGGCUGAGAGACUUCACAAGCAGCAGCAGCAGCAGAGAGCUCAGCAGCAGCAAAGGCACGGAGGUUUGACAAUGGGCCAGUGGGGUGACGGGCCAACGGGAAUGUGGACAGGAGCUGGCAUGGAUGGGAAGGUUGGGGGUGGCAACCCUGCUAUGGGCAUGUGGGACGAAGCCAUGAAGAACCAGGCCAGCCAUCGCAACAUUGGCCUGAAGAACAGCCGCAGCAGUCCCUCUCUCAGUGAUCAGUACAUGCUGAAUCGCCGUAAGCGUACUGAUGAGGAGGAGAGGCUACUGAAGCUGCUUCAAGGGAUGAAACCUCAGGAUGGUUUCACCACUUGGUGUGAACAGAUGCUUCACGCUCUCAACACCUCUGCAAGUAACUCAUCUUCAGCAGAUGUGCCCGACAUCGUGGCAUAUCUGAAGGAGGUGGAGUCUCCGUAUGAUGUUCACGACUUCAUCCGUAUUUAUCUGGGUGAUACUAUUGAAGCCAAAGAGUUUGCCAAGCAGUUUCUGGAGCGCCGUGCCAAACAGAAAGCAAACCACCAGAGACAACAGCAGCAGCAGCUAUCCAAGGAAGUUUCUGGAUUGAACAUGAACUUCCCCCUGCAGUCGAUGUUCCAGGCAGCUCACAUGAAUAAGGGCGGCAGUGUGUACGACACUCAGGGAGGAAAAGCGAAGAAAAAGUCUAGCAUGAUGUUCCCCUCCGACCCCAGUAUCCUCGGCUACUCAUACCUGGGGGGAGGUGAGCUGGAGCAGGUGGAGGAUUACUGACCCAGCCCGUCUACUUGAGUUUACCUGAGGCCUUAAACCUGGAGCAAAUCAGCAGAGGAAUGUGCACUGCUCAGUGAGGGGAGGGGCGGGGCAAUAUUUGCCAACGCCCCCCUCUUUCUUUCCCCCUCUUUCUCUCUCACUCUGCACUGCGAGAGGAGCAGGAGAGAGGGUUAUUGGGAGGUUCAGUGUGAAGAGGAGAUCCUUUUCCACCUUCCUCCAGUAAAGCACCUUACUUAAACCAUUGCACUUUAAUGUUUUCAUAUUUGAAAUGGAGUUUUUUUUACAAUGCAAAAAUGUGUGAAUAUAUUGUUGCAUAUAUUAUAUGUAGAGUAUUUGUAUGAGUAUACAUACGAGCGGUAGGAACGGAGCGGUUUUUCCGCUGUAUCGAACGCGAAGGUUAAGAGCAUUCUUAGGGGAGGUGAGACCAUCUCUCCUAAAAGACAAACACUGUUGUAUUUUUAUGUUCAUGGUAAAGCUAUAAAAAUUGAAUCUGAAAACUUGAAGAUUUGCACUUGUUUAACAUAAAAGAAAAAGAGAAAAAAAUUAAACUUUAGAAUAGAUUUUUGUGAACAUGAGUGCGUGCGUUUAGUGUGUGAGAUGAAGAAAAGUCUGCACAAAUUUUAUUGCUUACCGACAUGUAUAAAACAGAUGCCAUGCUUUUAUUUUGUUCGACACAAUUUUUGUACUUCAUGUGUGCUUAAUUGCGUGAGUGUGGUUGGACAGAAGAAUUUUGUGUUAGCUCUUUUUGUACAUAGGUUCUUCAUAAGAGGCGUAAUGGACAGUCAAGCAUUGCAUUUUUACCCUCCAGUGUUUCAAAGCAUGGCUGAGGUGCUCUUUGGCCCGUUCGGCUGUGUUCUAAGAGGGCGAUCAGGGUCUCCGAGCUUGUGUUUGGUGUGUAAAUGUAGCUCCUCUGUUGUCUGUACACAAACUAUACUUGCGUUACAACUCUUCCCCUUCCCUUUUGGCCUUCUUUGUCCGUGAUGUGUGAAGUGUCUUCUGUCCAGAAAGAUUGUGUGUGUGUGUGUGGAUUUUGUUGGCUGGUAUUGGAGUCAGUCAUCACAGAGCUGUGAUCCUGUGUGCGUCUGUUGUUACUUUAUCAUUGCUAAAGGAUGAAUGAUUUAUUUUUUUAAUGUUCUAUACAAAGUAAGUAUUUGAACUUUGAGUUGGAGCACUUUCUAGGCUGCUACCUUGUAUUUUUUUGAAUAUGUUUUUCUUGUUUGUUUUUUAUUUUAAUUCUAAGGAUGUUGUAUUAUGAAUGAAUGUAUUUCAAAAAAUGUAUAACAAUGCAUCAAAAGCAAGGCUCGAGUGUCUCGGAGCGGGACAUGCCUCCUCAUCCAAAAUAUGCCUAUUAUCAGAGGUCAGAUUCUGGGACGUGUGUGGCCUGUAUGGACCUGACGGUCUCCGGCUGCUUGUGCUCUUCCAAAACUUACACUGCAUCCGGAGAUUCCAAGUUUCUUACCCAUCUCGAUGGAACGUGCAGGACUGUCAGUUUUCUGUCUUAAUUGCGCUUUUAAUACAGCGCCAAUGAGAGCCAAGGAUCUUGCAGUUUGUAGCAGUCUUUUUUUUGAAGAGAAAAUCUAUUUUUUGUUUGUUUUUGAAAGAAAGUCUAUUAGUUUUUCCACAAAACAAUUUUGGGAUCGUGAUCCAUGUUGUUUUGCAUCAAUUCACCCGAAUCCUCUGAAAAGAGAAAGACUUUGAGGAUCAGAAUAUAAGAUUUUGGUACUUGAUCUAUAGAAAGAAAAGAUACCUGCUUUAAUGCAUAUUUCACUCUUUAUUCUGACUGGAUUAUAUUUUUGUAAAGAAAGAUAUGGACUGAAAACAAGCACUAACUCAAAUGCCAUCCUGUAGUUGGAGGAGUGGCAACCAGCUGCGAUUAGUGGUACAAAGAGAGGGAAUGUGUGUGGAUCCAUCUCCCACACACACUAUCAAAGGAGGAUGGAUAUUUCUUCAUCAUUUGCCAGCUCUCUGAAACACUUUCACAUGAAGGAAAUCCCACGGCAUUUGAAAAAAGUUGUCAUUUGAAUGUUUGAUUAAAAAAUCCUUUAUGCCUUUAUAGAAGAAAAUACUGUGUGGAGAAUCGCAGAUUAUCACAUCUAUCAAUCAUAUUUCUUUAAAACUACCCUCCCCACCAAGGGAGUCCAGAUGUGAUGAAGUUUAGGAGGGGUAGACGAACUAAAGCAAAGCCCCCUCAUUUCUUCACGCACUUGAACUAAAUCUCAAGGACAAGGGCAUAUUGCCUGUUUAUAAAAGAAGAAAAAUGGAUAUAACCGUAGUUACCGAAGAAAUGGAUGUAAAUGAAAAUCCUGAACUGCAAUUAAACAGUUUUUGAAAAUGGAAGUAACCUAGGAUCUUCCUGCUGGGACCAGCACGUACACCAGGAUGCAUCCAGUAUCAUCAAACAGGAUUAAGCAAGAGACCACCGUUGUUUCCUUGUAUUUGUUCAAAAAUAGAAUGGGACCUAUUGACGGACUAGGUGCGUGCAUGCAUGUGCAGGGACUAUAUGUGUCUGUACAUGGACACUUGUAAGUUUGCCUCGCCCCUGGCUAAGGAGUGGACUUGGAUGCCCUGUAAAUAAUGUAAAUGAUUUUGGUCCCUGUUAGUUCUGUUCACCUUAGGCAAUCAUUCUUAGGGUGUUUCACAUGCCUUAAGUGUACAAAAUAGAUCAACCCUGGUAAACAUUAACAUAACACUUGUUAGCAAAACACAGCGCAGGCUCUAUCUACACUCAUUUAUGUAUUCAUCUAAAGAAAUCUGAGCCUGGCUGGAUGUUUCCCCUACAUUGAAAUCACUCAUAACAUUCUGUGGGUUGUUUCCACAGUGUUUUCUGUGUAUUAUUGGUAUGUUAAUGUUUAAGCAAAUAACAGCAACUUUUGACAUGUAAAGAUGAAGGUUGAUGUAUGCUGAAAUCUAAAAAAAAAUUAAGAUGAACAGGAGGGAGAUUGCUUCCUUUUAUCAGUUUGGCAAGUGUUUUUUUUUUCUUUGUUUAAAUGAUUAGGUGGGUACAUACAGAAGAUGAGAAUUAGUCUUGAAUUUUCUUUGAAAAGAUCAAAAUAUGUAAACAGGAAAUAAAACUUUUAAAGGUUUAAUAA
Molecule: messenger RNA, 6827 nt
Organism: Misgurnus anguillicaudatus (oriental weatherfish)
Lineage: Eukaryota; Metazoa; Chordata; Actinopteri; Cypriniformes; Cobitidae
Source: RefSeq, a predicted model, not a curated record